Molecule: messenger RNA, 2680 nt
Organism: Podarcis raffonei (Aeolian wall lizard)
Lineage: Eukaryota; Metazoa; Chordata; Lepidosauria; Squamata; Lacertidae
Gene: GP1BA
Product: glycoprotein Ib platelet subunit alpha
Exons: 1
Coding region: 1-2376 (791 amino acids)
Molecular function (GO): protein binding
Source: RefSeq, a predicted model, not a curated record
AUGCCUUCCUCUCUCUCCGCCUCCCCAGCGAUGCUGCCGCGCGCCCUGCGCGUCCUUCUGGCGACCCUGGUGGCCGCAGCCGGAGCCCCGGACGCCGCGCCGCCCUGCGAGUCGGAGAUGAACAAGAUCAAGGACCUUCUGCAGGUGAGCUGCGUGGGGCAGGGGCUGAGCAGCGUCCCCGCCGGGCUGCCCACGGACACGGGCAUCUUGCUGCUGGGCUCCAACCGCCUGAGCCGCGUCUCGCUGGCCUCCUUCCAGCACCUGAGCGCGCUGGUGGAGCUCGACCUGUCCAACAACAGCCUGAGCGCCCUGGACACCGGCGGCGCCUCGCUGCCCGGCCUCCAGCAGCUCGACCUGUCGCACAACGGCCUGCAGAGCCUGCCCGUCUUGCAGGGGAUGCCCGCGCUGAAGCGCCUGGCGCUGGCGCACAACGCGCUCUCGCGGCUGCCGGCGGGGGGAUUCGGCGCCCUGCGCGCCCUGGAGGAUCUGGAGCUGCAGGGCAACGGGAUCCGGGAUCUGCCCGAGGGAGCCUUCGAGGGGCUGCAGAAGCUGAGGGACGUGGACCUGGCCGACAACCUGCUGGAGGAGCUGCCCGGGGGGCUGCUGGCCGGGCUGGGCAGCCUGGAGAUCCUGCGCCUGGAGAGGAACCGGCUGCAGAGGGUGCCCGACGGCUUCUUCCCCGAGGAGAACUACUUCGCCUACCUGUACCUGGCGGAGAACCCCUGGGUGUGCGACUGCGCGCUGGUCUACCUGCGCGACUACAUCCUGGAGUACGAGACCAGCGUGUAUACUCGCGUGCAAGGCCCCGGGAAGGAGAUCACCGAGAACAAGCCCGAGAGCGUGGAGUGCCAGGCGCCCGCGCCCGAGAAGGGGCGCCCCGUCAUGCACUUCCAGGCGCACUGCGAGGCGCCCGAGGGAGACAGCGACGGGGGCCAAGGGGAAGGGGGCGCCACCACCACUGAGCUCCACGCCAUUGCCCACACGACACUGCUCUCCAGCACCGCCGCGCCGGCCACGCGUGUCCGCACCCCACCCUCCACCGCAGCGCCGACCACGCGUGUCCGCACCACACCCUCCACUGCAGCGCCGACCACGCGUGUCCGCACCCCACCCUCCACCGCAGCGCCGACCACGCGUGUCCGCACCCCACCCUCCACCGCAGCGCCGACCACGCGUGUCCGCACCCCACCCUCCACUGCAGCGCCGACCACGCGUGUCCGCACCACACCCUCCACCGCCGCGCCGACCACGCGUGUCCGCACCCCACCCUCCACCGCAGCGCCGACCACGCGUGUCCGCACCCCACCCUCCACUGCAGCGCCGACCACGCGUGUCCGCACCACACCCUCCACCGCAGCACCGACCACGCGUGUCCGCACCACACCCUCCACCGCAGCGCCGACCACGCGUGUCCGCACCCCACCCUCCACCGCAGCACCGACCACGCGUGUCCGCACCACACCCUCCACCGCAGCACCGACCACGCGUGUCCGCACCACACCCUCCACCGCAUCACCGACCACGCGUGUCCGCACCCUACCCUCCACCGCCGCGCCGACCACGCGUGUCCGCACCCCACCCUCCACCGCAGCGCCGACCACGCGCGUCGCCACACUUGCUCUCAGCACCACCGCACCAUCUUCCCAUGUCCCCACUACGGCUCCAAGAAACCUUCCCGGUCCUGUUCUCGCCUCUACCCCGGAGCCAGUCCCUUCCACAAGUCGCAUGCUGCCCGCAUCAACUCUCCAAGCCCUUCCGUCGAUGAUGGCUGCCACUUCCCAUCCUCUGCCGAGUGCCGCGGCCUCGCCAGCCCUGCCACCUCUCAGCACUCCUGCUCCCAGUCGCUGCCCUCCUCCCGCCCCUUGCCACUGCUCCUUGCUGCCAGCCACAGCCCCGCAGCGGAGUUGGCACUGGUCGCCCAGGACCUGGGCCGGCUGGCUGGCUGCCCACUGCUGCCUGCUGCGCCUGGUCCUCUACGCUGCCUGCCUGGCACUGGCAGUGCUGCCCACCUUGGCUCUGCUGUGUUGGUUGGGGUGGCUGUGUGCCAGCUUGCAGCGCCCAGCCCUGCGAGGUGGGCCGGGGCCCCGGCUGGUCAAGUACCGCCAGCUGCAGAAGAUGGGCGCUCCCCGAGGGUGGCAGCUGGAGCGGCCCCAGGCGCAGAGUCCUCUGGCCAUGCCCCGCACCUACCGCGUCUGCAAGGUGUUUGAGGCCGCCCCCUCCCGCCACGUCAGCUGGCUCUUCGUCAGCCUGCCGGGGCCAACGCAAAAGUGGCCCUGGCAACGCAGGCGAGGCCGGGCGCCCUCUGCCUACAGCUUGGAUCGCGGGCAAGACGCCAUUGGGGCUGUGCGGGUGAGCCAUGGCACCGCCACUUUGUAGGGAGGUCCGAGGGCUGAGGGACCCCCUGCGAGUGCAGGGAUGGAGAAUCGUAGAAUCGGAAGGGACCCCAGGGUCAUCUAGUCCAACCCCCGGCCAUGCAGGAAUCUCAGCUAGAGCAUCCAUGACUGAUGGACACCCAAUCGUCUUAAAAACCUCCAAGGAAGGAAAGAGGGAAACCGUUCCAUUUAGAGGCAGGGUCUUUUUGCGUGAAAAGACAAAAUGAACUUGUAAUAUCAGGAUCUGAAGACUGAAAAUAACGACUGGUUUCCAGAAGAUAGAAUGGUUGGAUUUUUCAGAGUAGACA